CCGGGGUGGGAGCACGGAAGAGCCUCUGGCUUUGUACACUUCGUCAAAGGCGACGCGGGAGGAGGGGAGCUCGGAUGCGCUCUCCAUCCAUUAGGAGACAAAGAGCAAAUUGCCUUACUUUAAAGUAAAACGCUCUGGCUAAUGAAGGUGCCUGCUGCCCUCCACGGUGCUCUCCAGAUAGGACAUGAGUGUGGCCGUGGCAGGCGUGUGUCUGCAGCCGGGCGGCAGGGGGCCCAUCUGAACAUGGAGAGAUAAGAUCUGGUCCUGCAGGCCUGCCCGACAGAGAGCCGCACCCGCCCGGCCGGGCGAGCCUGCGUCCUGGACAUGGAGCACGGCCGGGAGGCCGAGGCGGAGCUGCGGCGGGGCCCCGAGGUGGGGGGCGACAAGGCCGUGAGCCACAGCUGCUGCAUCUGCGGCAAAAGCUUUCCCUUCCAGAGCUCCCUGUCGCAGCACAUGCGCAAGCACACGGGCGAGAAGCCCUACAAGUGCCCCUACUGCGACCACCGGGCGUCCCAGAAGGGCAACCUUAAGAUCCACAUCCGCAGCCACCGCACAGGGACGCUGAUCCAGGGCCAGGAGCCCGAGGCCGGCGAGACGCGCGUGUCCGAGGGCCUGGACGGCUGCACCAGCCCCACCAAGAGCACUUCGGCCUGCAACAGGAUCCUGAACGGCGCCGCCCCGCUGGACAGCAGCAAGAUCCUGCUGCGGAGCUGCCGCAAGGAGGCGGAGGGGUCCCCGUGCGCCGCGGCGGACGGCCGGGCCGCGGCGCAGUGCUCCUUCUGCAAAAGCAAGUUCCGGCGCAAGAAGGAGCUGCAGCGACACGUGCACCGGGCGCACAAGCCCUUCAAGUGCCGGCUGUGCAGCUACGUGGCGCUCCGGGAGGAGGCGCUGCUGAGCCACGUCGAGAAGGACCACAUCACGGCGCAGGGGCCGAGCGGCGAGGCCUGCGCCGAGAACGGCAAGCCGGAGCUGCCGCCCGGGGAGUUCCCGUGCGAGGUGUGCGGCCAGGCCUUCAGCCAGACCUGGUUCCUGAAGGCGCACAUGAAGAAGCACAGGGGCUCCUUCGACCACGGCUGCCACAUCUGCGGCCGAAGAUUCAAGGAGCCGUGGUUCCUGAAAAACCACAUGAAGGCCCACGGCCCCCGGGCGGCGAGCAAGAACAGGCUCAGGAGCGAGCUGGACCCCGUCGCCACCAUCAACAACGUGGUGCAGGAGGAGGCGAUCGUGGCUGGCCUGGCCCUCUACGAAAUCUGCACCAAGUGCGGGAACCUGUUUACAAACCUGGACAGCUUGAACGCCCACAACGCCGUCCACCGCAGGGCGGAGGCGGGCCGGACGCGGGCUCCGGCCGGUGAGGGCGCGCCCGGCCCCGCGGACUCCCAGCAGCUCUUCCUCCAGUGCCUGAACCUGCGGCCUGCCGGGGCCGACGCGCCUGCCCACGCGCAGGCCGGGCGGCGGGUGGCCGAGCUGGACCCAGUCAACAGCUACCAAGCCUGGCAGCUGGCCACCAGGGGCAGGGUGGUCGAGCUGGCCGAGUACCUCAAGUACGGGGCGUGGGAGGAGGCGCUGGGCGGGGACGUGGCCUUCGACAAGGAGCGGCGAGAGUACGUCCUGGUGAGCCAGGAGAAGCGCAAGCGCGAGCUGGAGCCGGGUGUGCAGGGCCACCCGCGGAAGAGGACGGGCGCGCCCGGGGACCCCAUGGCUGGGCCCUUAGACCCCCGGCUCGCCUCCGCGCGCCCCAGCCGCCGUGCCGCCACCCCCGCAGGCCAUGGCAAGUCCUCCGAGUGUUUCGAGUGCGGCAAGAUCUUCCGCACCUACCACCAGAUGGUGCUGCACUCCCGCGUGCACCGCCGCGUGCGCCGCGACCAGGACUGCCCCGGCGACCGCGUGGCCCGCGUCCGUUCAGGCUCCUUCAGUGAGGGCGACUCGGCCUCGCAGCCCAGCAGCCCUGGCUCAGCCUGCGCCGCCACCGACUCCCCAGGCUCGGGCCUGGCCGAGGAGGGUGCGGAUGAGAGCGGAGAGGAGGGCGCAGCUGAAGUUGCACCAGGGGCAGAGUCACGCGGCUGCUGCUUCUCCAAGGACGCGGCUUCUCCUUCGCUCUCCAACGGAGGCCACAGCCUCGGGGACGCCCUGUCGGCGGAGCGCGGCCCCGGCAGGCUCUGCUUGGAACUCGCUGCCUCUGUGCGCGCCCCCGAGGACCGCGGCAGGGAGACGGCCAGGAGGCCGGAGCCCCCGAGAUGCUCCGCGGACCCGAGGGUGCCGGCGUGCCGCCCCAAGCAGGAGCUCCUCGGCGCCAGGGACCCUGCAGACGCCCCUUGCGGUGCGGACCAGACUCACGUGGACGGGGUGGCCCGGCAGCGCUGGCCCGAGGGCCCGGCCAGCCGCCCGAAGGAGCAGCCGUGUGGUUUGCACAGCAGGGAGCACCCCGGGCGGGGCACGAGGGCGCUGGCCCCCGACCUGGCCCCGCUGGACCUCAGCGAGCGCUCGACCCGCGAGGACCGCGGCCGCAAGGAGCCGGCCUCCUCGCCGCAGGCCGCGCUGGCCGUCCACCCGUGUCCUUACUGCAGCCACAAGUCCUACUACCCCGAGGUCCUGUGGAUGCACAAGCGCCUCUGGCACCGCGUCAGCUGCAGCGCCGCGGCCCCCCAGUGGACGCGGCCCAACGGGCACAGAGGCGUCAGGGACGGCCUGGUGUUCCUCGUCCGCAGCGGGCGCACGGGCCCCCCGCCUGCGCUCGGGGGCAGGGACUGCCAGCCCCUGCCCGUCGCGCGGUUCUCGCGCACCCAGGUGCCGGGCGGCACACCCGGGCCCAGAGGCAGCUCCUCGCCCCUGGGCGGGGCCGCGAAGGCCACCGGCGUGUCGAAGAGCAGGGAGGGCCCGCCUGGGGGCCCCUGUGCGCUCUGGGCGGCCAGCCCUGAGGGCCCUCGGCAGACCAGGCCCGGCCACGGCCCCGAGCAGCUGGGGGCCCUGGCCCCGACGCCCCCGCCCAGGCCCAAGCAGGAGCCGGGCCCCAGACCCGCGCCCUCGGCGGGAGGUGGCUUCAGCAGAAGUGCCACCCCCACGCCCACUGUCACUGCCCGGGCGGGGGACAGGUGUGUCAGCCCCGGGGCGGGGGCGGGCCUGGGCGCCCCCAGCAAGCACGGUGCCCCGGACCCACUGAAAGCCAAACCGAGCCCCCAGCCGCAGGGCCCGCCGCCCAGGAAGGGCGACGGGGGCCCCCCUCUACCUCCCCGAGAGACCCCCUGCAAGGCCGGCCAGGGCCCCAGGGGGGACGCGGCCCCGCCCGCCCUGCAGGCCGCCAAGCAGGAGCCAGCCCCCGAGGGCCCCGAGAAGCGCCUGGACAUCCUCAGCCUCUUCAAGACCUACAUUCCCAAGGACCUCGCCACCCUCUACCAGAGCUGGGGCGCCGAGGGCCCUGCGCUGGAGCACAGAGGGGCGCUCCGGACGCAGGCCCGCCAAGGAGACCUGGUCUGCGUGGAGUGUGGGAAGUGCUUCCACCAGCCCAGCCACCUGCGGGCGCACCUGCGGGCCCACUCAGGAGGGGUGUUCGACUCCGACGGCCUCCAGGGUGCCGAAGUGCUCACCGCCCCUGCGGACGCCCCCAAACAGGGGAGAGACCCCUCGAGCCCAGACGCCGCCCCGACAGUGCCUCUCCGGAAGGGAACCUAGAGACACGCUGCCCGCGGACCCCUGUGCCCUGUGACAGCCCUUAGCGGUGCCCCCGAAGUCCCAGCAGCCUCCCGGCAGUGACCCUGGCCCACCCUCUGGAGGAAGAGGGGCGGAGCCCUCGCCGCGAGACCUCCGCCCUGGACCGCGGUGCCUGCCGGCUUCUCCGGUGGGAGGCGUGGCCGCAGUGCAGAUGCUGCCCUGGAGGCCCCGUGCGGACGCUCCGCCCACACACGUGCACCCCACCCACGCUUCCCUUGCCGGUCGGGGCGUGGGCGGGCCCAGGGAGGGCGCGGGCUCCCGUGCGGUGGGAGACACUGGAAAAGGGCCUUUGGCGCCUGUCGGCUGAGCGAAGCCGCGUGGGCGGAACUGUUGGAGGGGGGUUGAGCUUGACACCAGGGGACCCCUGCGGCCCCUCCCGC
This is a messenger RNA of Phyllostomus discolor (pale spear-nosed bat), 4088 nucleotides long. It is a transcript of the gene ZNF516, whose product is annotated as zinc finger protein 516. The coding region runs from base 325 to 3669 and encodes 1114 amino acids. Gene Ontology annotation, biological process: regulation of DNA-templated transcription. The record is from RefSeq and is a predicted model, not a curated record. The transcript has 6 exons. NCBI's taxonomy places the organism in Eukaryota, Metazoa, Chordata, Mammalia, Chiroptera, Phyllostomidae. Gene Ontology annotation, molecular function: DNA-binding transcription factor activity, RNA polymerase II-specific; RNA polymerase II cis-regulatory region sequence-specific DNA binding. Gene Ontology annotation, cellular component: nucleus.